Messenger RNA from Monomorium pharaonis (pharaoh ant), 363 nucleotides. RefSeq names its product protein aveugle (gene ave). The record is from RefSeq and is a predicted model, not a curated record. The transcript has 3 exons. Gene Ontology annotation, cellular component: cytoplasmic side of plasma membrane. NCBI's taxonomy places the organism in Eukaryota, Metazoa, Arthropoda, Insecta, Hymenoptera, Formicidae. Gene Ontology annotation, biological process: cell surface receptor protein tyrosine kinase signaling pathway. Gene Ontology annotation, molecular function: protein binding. The coding region runs from base 1 to 363 and encodes 120 amino acids.
AUGAUGGUAGAGGAGGUUCCUAAUCCCACCACUAUUAAUCCCACCAGAACGAAAAGCAAGACAACUCGACCGCGUCCAGUAUACCUGUGGAACGUGUUAGACGUACAGAAGUGGCUGAGACGUCACUGUAGCGACUACUAUCAGCUAUACUACGAGGCAUUCCUGCACCACGACAUUACAGGAAAGACAUUGCUAAGAAUAAAUGAAAAUAGCUUGAGGCGGAUUGGUAUUGAUAACGAACAACAUAGAACAGACAUUUGGCGGGAAAUAUUGAAAUUGCAUCUAAAAACAGACAUGUUAGAGCUUAAGGAUAUUGAGCGACGAAAUAAUAUGAUGAAUAAUAUGAUGAUGAAUCUUGACUAA